CCCUGAGGAACGGGCUCCAGGCUUGCCAGCAGUGAUGCAACGUUGUCUACAAGUACUAAAGACAUCGUCUUUAAAAUGCAGCUUGGAAACCUCUUUCAAGUUACUGUCUGCAACGAAGCUUUUGCUCCCUCUUUCUGCAAUGGCUGAGACCACAAGCAACAAGGGGGGUCUAACAGCCCCGCCAAACAGCCCAAUCCAGGGCGCCACAACUCCCCCAAGCUGGGACGAAAUACAGUCAUGUUCACUCAUGGAUCCUAUCCCUACGACCCGGAUGAGAGAACAAUUGGAAGAUGAGCCACCACAGUCAAGCUCUUCCUCUCGAGCUCCUUCUCCCUGUCAGCCAGUCACUCUUGGGGGCAAUAGCAUUGCCCUUUCACGCGCGAACUACGGCCUUCGAGAGGACGACGAAAUUAUACACGCAUCUGCCACUCCCUCGCUCAAAGACAAUGUGUCUCCGAGCAACAGUCCUCCUCUGAAUCACUUGCUGAUUCGACUCAACCAAAAUGCAUUGCUUGCCUGUGGACUUUUCAAUCACUCGAGGCCCUCAAACCCGUUUGCCCACUGGGAUGUGCAAUGCCUCAAUCAAUAUGGCGUCGAAGUCUACACAUGGUAUCUCCUUGCCUUUACCGAAUUGUCGACCAGUAAACAGCGCAAACGAUACGAGAGUAACGCUCAAUGGCUCGAACUACGCCUUCGUGACCUCCAAGCGCAUCUUCAACUACGAGAUUAUGCUGUUCUUGAAGCAGAGUUUUCGGAUCGGCAGACCCCUGAGGGUAUGACGACGCGGGCAAUGCUAUGCCAACUGCAGCGUUCUCAAGAGGCCGCACUAUCAGACUUUGCGCACUGGCCGAGUGAAGGCUAUGACGAUGCUGUUGCGAUUUUCCUCACUAAGUGUCUUGCUCGAUUGCGAUUUACGGCUUCCCUGGCAGCUCUUCAAGCAGACCCUGCGAGAGUCAUGGCAACCAUUUAUUGGAAGUUUGAGAGAACUCUUCAGCCGGAUGGUUUAUCUUCUAACUUGUCUUCACCUUGCAUCACAUACCAGGCAGAUUUCUCUGAGGAGUAUCAUUGCAAAAGUUGGUUGGCAGAUGUAAGCGAUGACAGUGAUGAUGAAAAUAUUGGUCAGUGGUCUGCUUAAUAGCGAUGUUCGUGGUAGUGGCAGAUAUAUUCUGCGUCAGUAGGCAAUUGGACGAAGAUGGCAAUGACCAUCGUCGAUUUUCGGCCUAUGUUUCCAAUUCAUGUUACUGAGCUUAGGAAAUCGGGUUGGUGGAAGGAAAGGAAUCGAAGGUAUCUAAAAGUCGUUAUAGAAGCGAGGAUAGGAAUUGGUUUGAAUUGAUCUUGAGAAUAAUGCAUCUUGAAAU
This is a messenger RNA of Fusarium oxysporum Fo47, 1358 nucleotides long. RefSeq lists its product as uncharacterized. The transcript has a single exon. Lineage: Eukaryota; Fungi; Ascomycota; Sordariomycetes; Hypocreales; Nectriaceae. The record is from RefSeq and is a predicted model, not a curated record. The coding region runs from base 35 to 1135 and encodes 366 amino acids.